CCGCGACCGUACACGCGGUGAGCGCGACCCCCGCGCUGCUUCACGGGGGAGAUGAUCUCGCCGUGAGGACUCCUCCGCGCGCGGCCCCUGCCGGGAACGCUGAGGUUUCCGGAGGGGACGGUGCGCAGCUGCACUGCUGAGCCGGCCGGAGGGAGAUGGCGGUUGCACCGUCCGGCCGCCUCUGUGCCCUGCCAGGGCUCGGCGUUCGCGCCCGCCUCCAGGCCUCAGGCGGCGGUUGCGAGCCCCGGUACAGCGGCGCGAGGCGGCAGCUGCCGCAGCGCCGCGCGGGCGGGAUAUGCCGAAGCUGCGCGGGGAGGCUUUCUGGCGGGAGACGCUGCGGAGCGCCCACUACGUGGUGGCGCCCAUGGUGGACCAGAGCGAGCUGGCCUGGAGGCUGUUGAGCCGCCGCCACGGUGCCCAGCUCUGCUACACGCCGAUGCUGCAUGCCCAGGUCUUCCUCAGGGACGCCAACUACCGCCGCGAGAACCUCUACGGCGAGGCCUGUCCCGAGGACCGCCCGCUCAUCGUGCAGUUCUGUGCCAAUGACCCUGAAGUGUUUGUCCAAGCAGCACUAUUGGCUCAGGAUUACUGUGAUGCCAUAGACCUAAAUUUGGGUUGUCCCCAGAUGAUUGCAAAGAGAGGUCACUAUGGAGCAUUUCUGCAAGAGGAAUGGGAUCUUCUCCAGAGAAUGAUUUUGCUGGCUAACGAGAAGCUCUCUGUUCCCAUCACAUGCAAAAUCCGUGUUUUCCCAGAAAUUGACAAGACAGUGAAGUAUGCACAGAUGCUGGAGAAAGCUGGCUGCCAGCUGCUGACUGUCCAUGGCCGUACUAAAGAACAGAAGGGACCACUUGCUGGCGUGGCAUCCUGGGAGCACAUUCAAGCUGUUAGAAAAGCCGUGAGCAUUCCUGUGUUUGCAAAUGGAAACAUCCAGUGUCUCAGUGACGUGGAAGAAUGUAUCCGUAAGACAGGAGUGCAUGGUGUCAUGACUGCAGAAGGUAAUCUUCAUAACCCAGCUUUGUUUGAGGGCCGAAAUCCAUUGGUGUGGGAGAUGGCUGAGGAGUAUCUGGAGAUAGUGCAGAAGUACCCUUGUCCGCUGUCUUAUGUUAGGGCUCAUCUCUUCAAGCUCUGGCAUCACACGCUUCAAGUUUACCAGCAGCUGCGUGAAGAAUUAGCAAAAGUGAAGACUCUAGAGGGAAUUGUAGAUGUCAACAGGGAGCUGAAGCUACGAUGCCAGGAAGAAAUAGCUAAUCAGAAAGAAGGAGAAAAGCCAAAAGAAGGGUUGCCUUUUUUCCACUGGAUCUGUCAGCCAUACAUCAGGCCAGGGCCAAAGGAGAGAUGCAAGGAGAAUGGAACCAGGGGGACUGAAAAAGGUGUGCGAGGGAAACGUGCUCUGGAAGAGGAUGAAGAUGGAAAUUCUGAGCUUCUAUCAAAGAAUAAGCAAAAAAAGAAGUUAAGAAAUCCAAAUAAAAGCUUUGAUCCAUCUUUAAAACCCAAAUAUGCAAAAUGUGAUCAGUGUGGGAACCCUAAGGGCAAUAAAUGUGUGUUUAACAUGUGCCGUGGCUGCUGUAAGAAGAGAGCAUUCAAAGAAACAGCAGACUGUCCUGUUUUGGGAGCCAUGCAGAAGAUGGAACAAUGCUGAAAUUUCAACUCAGCUAGGAAGUAAUGCCGACAAGGUUACAAUAGAGUCCCAGAAACCGGUAUACAGAUCAUAUGUUCAUGGCAGGGAACAGAGACAGAACUCUUCUUUUCUCCCUCACCCACUGAAAUCUCAAAUGACAGAAGCUUAUGGAUGAGGAUGGUACACACAGCCAUGCUCUAAACACUAAAAUAAUCUCUCCCCACAGGCUUCCCUCUACAAAUCUUACCAACAUAGACCACUGUGUUAGGUUCUGGCCAGAUAAUGAUCAAGCAUCCCCAGCUGCUCAAACACAAUCUUAUAACAACAGUUUCUGCAUUAACACUCAAAUUAGUUUUGCUAAUUAAAAAAUAACUGCCUUUGCUUAAG
Messenger RNA from Cygnus olor (mute swan), 2005 nucleotides. It is a transcript of the gene DUS1L, whose product is annotated as dihydrouridine synthase 1 like. The transcript is spliced from 13 exons. The coding region runs from base 296 to 1639 and encodes 447 amino acids. Lineage: Eukaryota; Metazoa; Chordata; Aves; Anseriformes; Anatidae. Gene Ontology annotation, biological process: tRNA processing. Gene Ontology annotation, molecular function: flavin adenine dinucleotide binding; tRNA dihydrouridine synthase activity. The record is from RefSeq and is a predicted model, not a curated record.